AUGAAGGCUAAACCAUUAACGGUGCAUUGGCACCAAGAUGAUCAGCCAAUAUAUAGUGCUGAUUUUCAGCCGAAUACGCCUGUAACCCAAGGAUUGAGUCCUCGUUUAGCAACUGCAGGCGGUGAUAACAACGUUCGGCUGUGGCAGCUCAACAUGGAGUCUCUGGAAAACGCGACCGACACGUCUGUCGCGUCAGUUGUAUACAUUGCAACAUUAGAAAAACACACACAGGCAGUAAACGUUGUCAAAUUCGAUCCCAGUGGUCGAUUUCUUGCGUCGGCCGGCGACGACGGUGUGAUCUGUAUUUGGACCUUGGCGUCCUCUGAGCCUAGAAAAAUGUUUGGAGAGGAGGAACUGGUAGAUUUGGAGUCGUGGCGAGUUCUGACUACAUGCAGAGGCACAGGGGCCGAAAUUUAUGACCUCGCGUGGAGCCCUGACUCCAAGUAUAUUGCUGCUGCUGUUAUGGACAACACUACCCGAAUUUACGCCGCAGAGACCGGGAAAUGCGUCAAGCAGCUAGCCGAACAUGGCCAUUAUGUGCAAGGAGUUGCAUGGGACCCUAAUAAUGAGUAUCUUGCUACACAAUCAAGUGACCGAACAAUGAUUGUUUACAAAGUGACUACGAAAAAUGGAGCAUUGAUAGUAGGUUCGCCACAGAGAACGACAAAACGAGAGCUUGAUGAUGGCAGACUUGCUCUGUAUCAUAACGAGACGUUCACGUCGUUCUUUAGGCGACUGGCGUUUGCUCCAGAUGGAAGCUUGUUGGUGAGCCCUGCAGGUCAGCUUCGCAACCCCCAACAACCUGAUUCAGACGUCUUCUAUAUUUUUACUCGAGCUGGACUUGGGAAAGGCCCCGCUGCAUUGGUCGCUGGCGACAAACCUAGCCUGGCGGUGGCCUUUUCACCGGUGCCCCGCAAGCUUGAGGGCUCUUCAGCCAUCGGUCUACCAUACCGCCUAAUUUAUGCGGUUGCUUUGUAUGACAGUGUUAUGAUCUAUGACACCAGCAGGGCGGCCCCCCUAGCGCAAGUGCGUAACAUCCAUUAUUCUUCAUUAACCGACCUGGCCUGGACGCCAGACGGCAACACAUUAUUUGUGACGUCCACUGACGGGUUUUGUUCUGCAUUGCUAUUCGAAUCAGGAGAAUUAGGAGAUGUUUAUGAUAGUCCACUGCUGAAUACAAAAUCUAUGGAGCCAAGAGUCACACCGUCGCCCAUUAAGCAGGCCAGUCUUGACGCGUUUGCAAAGCCAGGGACCCCAGAGAAAGUACAGACAAAGAUCCCGGCGCCAGUUUUUAGUCCGGUAACCCCAGGUGUCAAGGUUAAAAAGCGAGUGGCGCCUACUCUGAUUUCUUCAACGCCGCCUGGCGGGCCUUGA
Molecule: messenger RNA, 1374 nt
Organism: Wickerhamiella sorbophila
Lineage: Eukaryota; Fungi; Ascomycota; Dipodascomycetes; Dipodascales; Trichomonascaceae
Product: Chromatin assembly factor 1 subunit p60
Exons: 1
Coding region: 1-1374 (457 amino acids)
Biological process (GO): nucleosome assembly; DNA replication-dependent chromatin assembly
Cellular component (GO): CAF-1 complex; nucleus
Molecular function (GO): protein binding
Source: RefSeq, a predicted model, not a curated record